Molecule: messenger RNA, 2257 nt
Organism: Talpa occidentalis (Iberian mole)
Lineage: Eukaryota; Metazoa; Chordata; Mammalia; Eulipotyphla; Talpidae
Gene: IRF9
Product: interferon regulatory factor 9
Exons: 8
Coding region: 4-1422 (472 amino acids)
Biological process (GO): regulation of transcription by RNA polymerase II; immune system process
Cellular component (GO): nucleus
Molecular function (GO): protein binding; RNA polymerase II cis-regulatory region sequence-specific DNA binding; DNA-binding transcription factor activity, RNA polymerase II-specific
Source: RefSeq, a predicted model, not a curated record
AAGAUGGCAUCAGGCAGGGCACGCUGCACCCGAAAGCUCCGGAACUGGGUGGUGGAACAAGUGGAGAGCGGGCAGUUCCCAGGGGUAUGCUGGGAAGAUAAAGAAAAGACCAUGUUCCGGAUUCCCUGGAAGCAUGCGGGGAAGCAGGACUUCCGGGAAGACCAGGAUGCUGCCUUCUUCAAGGCUUGGGCAAUGUAUAAGGGAAAAUACAAGAACGGGGACAUGGAAGGCCCUGCGACCUGGAAGACUCGCCUGCGUUGUGCCCUCAACAAGAGUCCUGAAUUUGAAGAGGUUCCUGAGAGGGGCCGAAUGGAUGGGCCUGAACCCUAUAAGGUGUAUCGGCUGCUGCCACAAGGAACCCUCCCUGGUUCCACAGCUCAGCCAGAAAUCCAGAAAUCACCAUCAAAGCGACACCAAAGUUCUGUGUCCUCUGAGAAGGAGUUUGAGGGCAUCGUGAAAAAGUGCAUACUCAGUCCCUCCCUGCCGCAGGACCCCCUCCAAAGGGAGGAGGUGGAGGCCGAUGGGGGUGUGGGCUGCUCUGACUUUGGAAGUAGCAGCAGCAAGAGCAGCAGUAACAGCAAGAGCAGCAGUAACAGCAGCAGCAGCAGCAGCAGCCCUGAGCCUCAGAAAGGUGCAGACACAAUCCAAGCCUUUCUCCAAAGAGAUGAAGCAUGCCUGGAGCUUCUGCUUCUUCCAAAGUCAGAAUCUCAAGCUGAGCAAGAGGACUGCUUGCAAGAGACGGUGCUGUGGGACCCUUCUGUGUCCAUCGACUACUCACUGCUGCUCACCUUCUUCUACAAUGGGCGUAAGGCAGGGGAGGCCCAGGUGCAGAGCCUGGACUGCCGCCUGGUGGCUGAGCUCUUAGAUAACCAGUGUGGCAUAGAGCAGGUGCUGUUUCCCAAGCCAGGCCCAAAAGAGGCUGCCCAGCGCCUGCUGAACCAGGUCGAGAGAGGUGUCCUGGUGGCCAGCAACUCCCAAGGCCUCUAUGUAAUGCGCCUUUGCCCAAUCCCCAUCUCCUGGAAUGCGCCCCAGGCCCCAUCAGGCCCAGGCCCACAUCUGCUCCCCAGCAAGGAGUGUGUCAAGCUCUUCACAACCGCCUGUUUCCUCAGAGACUUCGAGAGGUUCUCCCAGGGCCGGGGUCCACCACCCAAAUUCCAGGUGACACUGAACUUUUGGGAGGAGAGCCCUGGCCCCAGCCAUACCCAUGAUAACUGUCUGGUCACAGUGCAGAUGGAGCAGGCCUUUGCCCGACACUGGCUGAAGGAGACUAAGGAGGAGCAGGCAGCCACACUAUCCUUGGUGCAGAGCUUGGAGGACCCCCCUUCCUCCUCUGCUCUCUUCUCCCUAGCUCCUUUGAGUGAGACUGUUUAUACUCCCUGUUCACCUGCCCGCCUCGGUGACAGUUCUCAGUGUUUUCUAUAAUCGUUACGUCCCUGAACUCCUCAUGUACCCUGGCUGGUGGGAAACUCAAGGUUGACUUUUACCCUUAUAAAAAAAAAAUAUUGAAAUAUGCCCUCUUUCAUCUCUGAGGACCUGGGAAAGUCGAGAUGGUAUGAACUCAGGGGACUGUUUCCUCUUAUCCCAAGUCUGAAGGCAAGCACUUUAUAUUCGUCUUUCACUAAGACUUAAAGUAAAUUUUAUUGAAAGUGAAACUGUUAUCUGUCUUUUGGGAGAAGAAGGGAUCGCAGGAUGAUGAGAAGAUACACACUUGAGAGCAGGGCAUUUGGCAUCUCUCCCUGUGGACAUCUCUGGGCCUCAACUUCCCCCUCCCCACAGGAUGUGGCCAGGAAGCUGUCUGGGCUCAGGGGGUUCUGACCCUGACUCUACCCUGUAGGUACCAGCUUUAGGGAGAAGGUUGGUGUUUGCAGCCAAGAGGGGUGCUGAGCCUGUAACCAGCGUCACAGGGAAAACCUGGGUGCACAUUUCUAUGCUAGAGCCCUCUAAUUUGGCCUUUACAACAGGCCUAGGGCUGGACACGGGACUGGAGUCUAAAAGGAGAGCUUGAACUUGGCCUGAAACUAUGGAGCAGAGACCCUGGGGCCUGGAGGUGGAGUGGAAAUUAGGGAAUUGUCUAGACAUGCUGUGCCGGGGGCAGAUGGGAUCUGGUGCCUCUUUUUUUAUUUUUUUAAAGAUUUAUUUAUUUAUGCAUACAAGAGCUGGGGUACAGGCCAGAGAUGCGGGGGGGUGAGAGGAUUCACCAGAGACAGAGUGGGGAAUAGAACAGGCUGACUGACUGAAAUACACUGCUGAGGGGAGC